Molecule: messenger RNA, 2676 nt
Organism: Tachyglossus aculeatus (Australian echidna)
Lineage: Eukaryota; Metazoa; Chordata; Mammalia; Monotremata; Tachyglossidae
Gene: CDK8
Product: cyclin dependent kinase 8
Exons: 13
Coding region: 107-1501 (464 amino acids)
Biological process (GO): protein phosphorylation
Cellular component (GO): mediator complex; nucleus
Molecular function (GO): ATP binding; RNA polymerase II CTD heptapeptide repeat kinase activity; cyclin-dependent protein serine/threonine kinase activity
Source: RefSeq, a predicted model, not a curated record
GGCGGCGGUGUUGGCGGUGGUGUUCCCGUUCCCGCCGGCGGUGGUGUUCCCGGCGGUGUUUCGGGGAUCCCGUGGGGUGGGCCGUCGGGGCGCCGGGGGCCCGACGAUGGACUAUGACUUCAAAGUGAAGCUGAGCAGCGAGCGGGAGCGCGUGGAGGACCUGUUCGAGUACGAGGGCUGCAAGGUGGGCAGGGGCACCUACGGACACGUCUACAAGGCCAAGAGGAAGGACGGGAAAGAUGAUAAAGACUAUGCUUUAAAACAAAUAGAAGGUACUGGGAUUUCUAUGUCAGCAUGCAGAGAAAUAGCGUUGCUACGAGAACUUAAACACCCGAACGUCAUCUCCCUACAAAAAGUGUUUCUAUCCCAUGCUGACCGAAAAGUGUGGCUUCUGUUCGACUACGCGGAACAUGACCUCUGGCAUAUAAUCAAGUUUCACAGAGCUUCUAAAGCAAACAAGAAGCCAGUUCAAUUACCUCGGGGAAUGGUGAAGUCACUAUUAUAUCAGAUCCUAGAUGGUAUUCACUACCUGCAUGCUAACUGGGUGUUGCACAGGGAUUUGAAACCUGCUAAUAUUUUAGUUAUGGGCGAAGGUCCUGAACGAGGAAGAGUAAAAAUUGCUGACAUGGGGUUUGCCCGAUUAUUUAAUUCACCUCUGAAGCCUUUAGCAGAUCUGGACCCAGUAGUUGUAACAUUCUGGUACCGAGCUCCAGAACUCCUUCUUGGAGCAAGACAUUAUACCAAAGCUAUUGAUAUUUGGGCUAUAGGGUGUAUAUUUGCAGAACUACUGACAUCAGAACCAAUAUUUCAUUGUCGACAAGAGGACAUCAAAACUAGUAAUCCUUAUCACCAUGACCAGCUGGACAGAAUAUUCAAUGUAAUGGGAUUUCCUGCAGAUAAAGAUUGGGAAGAUAUUAAAAAGAUGCCUGAACAUUCAACGUUAAUGAAAGAUUUCAGAAGAAACACGUAUACCAACUGCAGCCUUAUCAAAUAUAUGGAAAAACAUAAAGUUAAACCAGAUAGUAAAGCAUUCCACUUGCUUCAAAAAUUGCUUACUAUGGACCCAAUAAAGCGAAUUACCUCAGAACAGGCUAUGCAGGAUCCAUAUUUCUUAGAAGAUCCACUUCCUACAUCAGAUGUUUUCGCAGGUUGCCAGAUCCCCUAUCCCAAACGAGAAUUUUUAACGGAAGAAGAACCUGAUGACAAAGGAGACAAAAAGAACCAGCAGCAGCAGCAAGGCAAUAACCAUACUAAUGGAACUGGUCACCCAGGGAAUCAAGACAGCGGUCACACCCAGGGACCCCCGUUGAAAAAAGUGAGAGUUGUUCCUCCCACCACUACCUCAGGUGGACUGAUCAUGACCUCAGACUAUCAGCGUUCCAAUCCACAUGCUGCCUAUCCUAACCCCGGACCAAGCACAUCACAGCCACAGAGCAGCAUGGGAUAUUCAACUACCUCCCAGCAGCCUCCACAGUACUCCCACCAAACCCACCGGUACUGAGCUGCGUCUGAAUAAUGUCAAUGCACUGUUGCAAAUGCUGCAGGACUGGCCAUGCAGCGCUCUGUCUGGAACCUGGCCCGGCCCCCCCGAGAAUGUACCGUGCACCCACACCUUCCAAACGUCCGACAGCCAAGGUCCACCACCACUUUUCACGGAACGGAGCGGCGGCUCCCCCAGUUGUACCUGUUUCGGAGUUAGACUUGAACAGAAAAGUGCUAGCACAGUUUGUGUUGUGGAUAUGCUACUUCCAUAGUUUACUUGACAUGGUUCAGACUGACCAAUGCAUUCUUUAUUUCAGUGACAGUCUGUAGCAGUUGAAGCUGUGAAAUGUGCUAGGGGCAAGCAUUUUUGUUGUCGUAUGUGGUAAAUUCUCUCGAUGUAACAACAUUAUCCGACCAAUAGUACGCAGAACCCUUUAACUGGUACUUGAAGCAUACAGUAUGUGUUAACACAAGCAAAAAAACAAAAACACACACACAAAAAAAAAACCAACAACAAAAUAGCCAACACUCAAAUCGGGGCAAUUUUGCGACACAUUUCUUCUUAGUGACUCUUUCAGUGGGUUGAUUCAUUUUCCACAUCAGUCAGUGUUUUUGACCGACAAAAUUGCUACAGAAUUCUUCAAAACGAAGUAAAAGCCGCGCAGUUUUUUUUCCGGCAGAUUUCAAAACUCCCAAAGAUUGAUUUCCGAGCUAUGAGUUUGUUUUUAUUUUAAAUUUAUGACUUGACUGGUAUGAAAGCUGCUAUUCGAUAGUAAAUAAGUAUGUUGUCAUUGCUAUAAACCUGUUUGGUCCAGCAAACAUACUCAGAUGAUUGUGUGAGCGAGCUUUGGGAUUCAAAAAGCAUGAGUGAUAAAUUCCUCGAAAGGUGCGCCACCCAUUCAGAUAGUUCAUCCUGAUUUUUAAAGGCUGGCUUGGUGUAGUGGAUUUAAAAUUUUCUUCAGUUAAUUUUCUUUCGUAAAAUUUGUUCGCACGUUUUUUAGGGUGCCCUCACUUCAGCAAAGGAGAAGGAGUAGGAGAGCCUUAGAAUCUAUGAGGAAAAAAAAAAAACUAUAACAUACAAUGUACUGUAUCAGACUAUUUUACAUGAAUGACGCAAGUAUUCUGAAUAAAAAAAAAUUGAACAUUGUUAAAAACAAGGUGUUAUGUAAUAAAUUUAUUUUUCAUAAAUCUGAA